GAAAUCUGUUAACUCAUUAACUUCUCCCAGCAUGCAACAGCCAAAAUGGAGGCCCGCCAUGCGCCAAAUAUUCUGAUCACAGGCACCCCUGGCACAGGGAAGUCCAUACUUGGGAAGGAGCUGGCAAUCAGGACAGGACUGAAGUAUGUCAACAUCGGGGAGCUGGCCAAGGAAAACAACUUCUUUGAGGAUUGGGAUGAGGAGCGGCAGUGUCAUGUUCUUGAUGAGGAUAGGGUUAUGGAUGAACUUGAGGACCAGAUGAGUGCAGGAGGGAACAUUGUGGACUACCACAGCUGUGAGAUGUUCCCAGAGAGAUGGUUUGACAUCGUGUUUGUCAUGAGAACCAACAACACUGUGUUGUAUGACAGACUGAAAAAUAGGGGGUACAGUGACAAGAAGAUACAAGAGAAUGUUCAGUGUGAGAUUUUCCAGACACUACUAGAAGAGGCAAGGGAGUCGUAUAAAGUAGAGAUUGUUCACGAGUUACAGAGCAACACACCACAGGAGAUGGAAACAAACCUCAGUAACAUCUUACAAUGGCUGGUCCAGUGGAAAAAUGACCACUCAUAGACAAUUGAGGUUUUACACAUAAAGUUUUAUUUAAAGAAAAAGUUUAUAGUAUAUGAUUUUGUUUUUCUUUAUUAAUAAUCAUUUGAAGGAAGAUAUGUGUAUGGCAUGGUAUGUUGUUUUUUUCUUUCUUUAGGGAAAACAAGGAAGGAACAAAUGUUCGCAACUUAUCUUUAUACUAAAUAUAGUAAUUUAGGAUUUUUCAUACUGUUUAAUUUAUAAUCAUGUAAACUUUGAGAAUGUGACCACAGUCAAACAAUAACUGACAUGUAAUACUACUUUUAUCACUGACCCAAUGGCAUUGCAAUGGGCCUGAUCAAGUACAUUGUCUUUGCAACUUGCUACUAAUGGUGAUGUAUUUUAGUCAAUGUUUAGCAAGUUAACUUCUCAAGUCUACAUACAGCACUGUGUCUAUGGCAUAUGGAAACAAUUGGAGUGCACAUAUAAGGUGCAUGUUUUUGUACCAUGCAAUCUUCAUGGAAAGGAAUGAUAGACAUUAUAAAUUACAUGUGUGUACAAAUGUUGUUAGGGAAAUAGCUGAGAAACUUUUUUGAUAGAAGUGCUCAGAUGUUCAAGAUAAAAUGAGACAGGCUGAA
This is a messenger RNA of Branchiostoma belcheri (Belcher's lancelet), 1163 nucleotides long. RefSeq names its product adenylate kinase isoenzyme 6-like. The coding region runs from base 46 to 570 and encodes 174 amino acids. Gene Ontology annotation, cellular component: cytoplasm; nucleus. Gene Ontology annotation, molecular function: ATP hydrolysis activity; AMP kinase activity; ATP binding. Lineage: Eukaryota; Metazoa; Chordata; Leptocardii; Amphioxiformes; Branchiostomatidae. The record is from RefSeq and is a predicted model, not a curated record. The transcript has 4 exons.